AUGCGCUUCUUCUCCACCAUCGUCGGCGCUGCCGCCCUCAUUUCGAGCGUCGUUGCUCAGGACCUCGGCAUCACCAAGGCUCCCUCCUCUGUCCAGGCCGGCCAAACCUACACCAUUGAGUACACUGCGCCGGCUGGCGCCGCUGUGUCUCUCAUCCUGCGCAAGGGUGACCCCAACAACCUGGACACUCUCACUACCCUGACCUCCAAUGCCGAAGGCGGUUCUUACGAGUGGACUGUGGCCAGCAGCCUAGAGAGCGACGACGACUACGCCAUCGAGAUUAAGCAGGGCGACGACAACAACUACUUCGGCCCCUUCAGCCUCACCGGUGGUUCCGCCUCGGCCUCUUCGGCAUCUUCCAGCUCCUCUGCUUCUGCUUCUGCCUCUUCUUCGGCCUCUGCCUCUGCCUCUGCGUCCGCGUCUGCUUCGGCCUCUGCCUCGGCUUCUGGCUCCGCCAGCUCGACCGAGAGCUCCACCAUCACUGCCAGCGCCUCGCUCUCCUCGGCUGCCUCCUCGCUGUCCUCGCUGAUCUCGGCCGCCAACUCGACCCUGGCCUCCAUCACCAGCUCGAACGCGACUGCCACCAGCAGCAAGCCGUCCAACGGCACUAUCAGCAGCACCCUGCACAGCUCGACUGCCACCUCCACCUCGUCGUCGUCGUCUGAGGGCUCGAGCUCCUCCGGCGCGUCCGAGACUGCCAGCUCGACUGGCGGCGCCCCUACCUCCGGUGCCGCCAUGCCCAGCAUGGUCAGCCCCAUCGCGCUCGUCCUCGGCGCCGUUGCUGCCAUGAUCUUCCUCAACUAA
Molecule: messenger RNA, 804 nt
Organism: Lasiodiplodia theobromae
Lineage: Eukaryota; Fungi; Ascomycota; Dothideomycetes; Botryosphaeriales; Botryosphaeriaceae
Product: Extracellular matrix protein
Exons: 2
Coding region: 1-804 (267 amino acids)
Source: RefSeq, a predicted model, not a curated record